Molecule: messenger RNA, 252 nt
Organism: Pseudocercospora fijiensis CIRAD86
Lineage: Eukaryota; Fungi; Ascomycota; Dothideomycetes; Mycosphaerellales; Mycosphaerellaceae
Exons: 6
Coding region: 1-252 (83 amino acids)
Source: RefSeq, a predicted model, not a curated record
AUGCCUGCGGAACAGCCUGACGGAGUUUGGGCAGGGGACCAGAAUUCAAAGCUAAGGAGACAUAUUGAGAUCAUUGCUGUCAAGCGCCUCAUGCCAAUAUCACAGAACUGGCUGGCCUCAAGCAAUUGGCAGGCACACUAUGUCGCAGCCUUCAACUCUAGACCAAUUGCGGUCUCGGGCUACAUUCGUGGUAUCUUUUACAUAUAUACAAAGCGCUGGACGCAUCGCUCUAAAGGUCAGACGAGAUAUUAG